AUGCAGAUGAUAGGCCAGCUAUUUGGAGGUUCUCUUAGCGACAAUAUUGUUCGCUAUUUUGCAGCACCUAGGGAUGACCUUAGUUCAACAGAUGAUGAGUCAUUAGAAAGGGAAAAUUUAGCUAGAAGGUCGCGACGAUCGACAAGAAAUUCAAAUAGUAGGUCGACACGAGAACGUGUGUAUACUCGUGUUCCGGAUGGUCGUCAUGCUUUUUCUACUCGCAUCCAAUGUGCAAAAUUUUGUUUUAAUAGAGCUAUGCUUGAUCAGUUUAUCACUGUGAUAAUGAAUGAGUUACAAGUGGGUCCACCACCUGCCCCAGAAUCAGCCAUUGCAGACUUACCUACAAAUAUUUUGACUGAAGAACAAGCAUUAAAGUUGGGUAUUUGUUCAAUAUGCUUUGAUGAUUUCAAAGAAUCCGAAUCAGUAAUCAGACUACCAUGUGCUCACACCUACCAUCAAACUUGUGUUACAACAUGGUUAAAACAGCAUGGAACUUGUCCAGUUUGUCGAAAGGAUUUAUCCGGACGUGAUACUUCACGAUAUGAAGAUCCACCUCCAAACUUAACAGGAAAUAGUAAUGGUUCAAGCUCUUCCACUUCCUAG
Molecule: messenger RNA, 603 nt
Organism: Schistosoma mattheei
Lineage: Eukaryota; Metazoa; Platyhelminthes; Trematoda; Strigeidida; Schistosomatidae
Source: the annotation of a GenBank genome assembly